This is a messenger RNA of Melanotaenia boesemani (Boeseman's rainbowfish), 1736 nucleotides long. It is a transcript of the gene enkd1, whose product is annotated as enkurin domain containing 1. The transcript has 8 exons. Gene Ontology annotation, cellular component: cytoplasmic microtubule. The record is from RefSeq and is a predicted model, not a curated record. The coding region runs from base 286 to 1347 and encodes 353 amino acids. Lineage: Eukaryota; Metazoa; Chordata; Actinopteri; Atheriniformes; Melanotaeniidae.
UCACGCUUACGUCAAGCUGCAUUUUACAACUUAACAUUCUCUUAACAUGGUGCUGUCGCUAAUGCACUAGAUAGUUUUUUAAAUAAAUUAAUACAAUCAAUUGAAUGAGAAUUGAAUGUUUAGAGUUAAUUGUGCAUUAUAUCGGGACUAGCUCUUUGUGCGCAUGCUACGUUGCUAUGGUGAAGAAAACGGCAACAAGCGUUGCUAACCUCAGCGUCAUCAUUAAGCGUGAUUAAAAUCGUUUACUGGUAAACAGCGACGUUUUAAAAGUUUCUGCAAUUUCAGAUGUGUGAAGGACCUUCCACCAUAUCUGGGCCAAUCCCUCCAGAUCCUUCUCUGUUUCCUCAGUACUACAAACGACCAGCCUCAGCUCGUGGUCGUUUAGAGGGAAACAAUGAUGGGACAUUGGCCCUUCUCUUGGGUCCACUUGCUCCGGAUCCUGUGUUGUAUCCGGAAUGCUACAGUGCACAUUUACCAACACAUCGCCCCCGCAUCAGCCCAAGUGCCACCCACAUUCUGGAACGUGGACGUAAAGGGGUUGUGGGAGAACUACUCAGACCAGACAGUGUCUCUGUCACUCCUGUUCCUAAACAAAAACAGAAAGUACAUAACUUUGGCAAAGAGAAUAUACGUCGACUCCGGGAGAUCCAGAAGCGCUGCAAAGAACAGGAAGCUGAGAGAGUACAGUCCCGUCCUGUUCCAGUUAAAGCUCUUUGGACCUCCUCAAAAUACCAGAAUGUCUCAUCCAGGGUGAUGGCCCAGCUAGAGGUUUCCACCUCAACUGUUAAGCCACAGUGUCAAAACUUUCUGAAGGCCCACUCUAAUGGUGGCAUUGCUGCGUCUCCAAGACCUUCAGCUGUAGCUGUACACCGCCCGGCCUCCUGCAACUCUAUACAGGACCAGGACUUGAAGGUGCAAGGUCAGAGCAUAGAUUUCAUAAAACGUAACACCCAGGCUGCAGGAAGAACAGUUUUUCGCCGGUCCAAGUCACUGACAAACCUCAAAGAUAAACCUGUGCCCACUGCAGUCAAAGGACAGGUGCCUCAGUACCUUGAAGAACGAAAACUGCAGUGGCGUAAAGAGGAGGAGGAGAGGAAGAGAAAUGCACCUGACCCUACAAUCCCAGCUGGUCACACCCUGAUGCCUGAGAGCAAGAAACAGGAAACACUGAAAUCCCUGAAAGAUACCCACCGUUCCUUGGUGACCGAGCUGCUCUCGCUCCCCCUGAAGGCUGACAGUCUGAGUAUUCGCUCACGUCGGGCUCAUCUUGAUUGCAGGCUUUCUGAAAUCGAGGAGGCCAUUAAAAUAUUCUCCAGAGACAAAGUUUAUAUAAAAAAUGAUUCCUAACACAUAAGGAGGAGGACAAAUAAAGAAGAGGAUGAGAUAGUCCUUUAAAUCAACAGAUCAAAUGAGAAUUUUCAUAAUUUUUUUAAAUGCAUUAUGUGACAGAAAACUGGACCUUUUGGAAUUGAUUAUUAUUUUAGUGCUAUGGAGGCAUUUUAUAAAGAAACAAAUUUAUAUUUCCUAUGGAGUAGUCUGCUGCUGUUCAAGUUACUGGAUGCUAAUACCAAAUUAACAUAUUGUAUAUAUAGUUGAUGCUACUGUGCUAUGUGUAGUUGAUAUUUAUAUAUUUGUUGUAAGUAAGAGGGAGAUUGUGUAAUUUUGUAAACCUUAAAAGAUAUCAGUUCAUUAAGUGUCAUUUAGGGAGAUAAGUUCUGUUACUAUUGAUUUGUACU